This is a messenger RNA of Rhizophagus irregularis DAOM 181602=DAOM 197198, 3003 nucleotides long. Lineage: Eukaryota; Fungi; Glomeromycota; Glomeromycetes; Glomerales; Glomeraceae. The record is from RefSeq and is a predicted model, not a curated record.
UUUAUUGAAAGUACGUUGUACCAAGAAAAUGUCAUAUAUUGUAUAACAUUUGAAAUAUUUCAUUCUUCUCACUUUUACCCUUCAAUUCUAAUAUUUGGUAAAUAGAGUUAGAAAUAAAUAAUGGAAGAGAAUUUGGCACAAAGAGAAUCUCUUGGUACACAGCCACAGUCACGGUGGCAAAGUUUGACAAGAACUUUGCGAGCUAUUCUCCCUAAAUACUCCAACAAAAGUCGCUAUAAUAAUGAUAUUAGUGCUAUUCCUUCACAAAUAGAAAAUUCAGACAAUUCUGACCAUUUUCUUUUAGUGUCGAUAUCAAAUUCUCAACAGCCACCUUCAAGACCAAAACACCAUAUUAUGUUUAUUUUAAUUACAAUUGUUGAUUUAAUUGUAAUUAUUAUGUUCUUAAAGCAAAGUUCUUGGAAUCAUUCAUGGGACUUAGUUGGUCUCGGAAUAUUUCGGAUAAUUUUGGUGCUAGGAGUGACUUCAUCAAUUCGGAUCAGGGACUUGGGCUGGAUACUGGGGGGUGCAUGCGGGGCUUCCUCAUUGUACAUCAUAUUUAAGGCCUAUUUGUUAGUUCAAUCUAAACAUCCAAUUGACUUCGUUUUAACUUCUUUCAUUUUCUGUCAAAUAUAUUGGAUAACUUUCAUUUUAGCAAUAACUGAUAGAAAAGAACAAACAUAUUAUUUACAAGACAGUAAUAUAUUUUUUGAAGAAGAAGAACAUAGUCAAUCUAGCCCUUUGAAUACACUUCGUAGGGACUUUACGUUAAAUUCAAAUAUACGAACAUAUGGUGCUACUGUUCAUGGUAGUGACAAUAUUGACACUUUAAUUAAUGAAGGUGAAAUUACUAGUUCAGCAAUCGAUAUUUUAGAAGCUAGAAGAGAUUAUAAUACUAUUAAAAUAUCCAAUACUUCUGCUUCCACAUCAUUACCGAUCCCAAUCGCAUCAUCUGCAGAAAGAAGUGACAAAUCAUUAAAAGAGAGAUACAAGAAUAACAUGAAGUUACAAGAUAGUGAAUUUCCUUUGCAUAAACAUAAGAGUAAAAAUGUUGCAGAAGAUGAUGAACAAUUGAACGGACAAAACAAUAGCACUUCUAGGAGAUAUCCAACUAAAGCUGAUACUGAUUAUGAUUAUUUGUUAAAUGAUGAUUAUGGUGAUGAAGGAUUGAUCGUAACUUCUAUUGGAUGCGGUGAAAGUGUUAGAGAUCGAUAUUUUCAACCAUCAAAAGAUGAUUUACUUGAUUUUAAAACACCUGCUUUAAAUGAUGAAUCAGGUGAUGAAAAUGAUGAAUCCUUGUCGGUGAACCAUAAAAAACCUAUUAAAUUUAUUGAAAUUAAUUCUAAUGAUAAAAAAACCUCAACUUCCUUUGAAAAACCUUAUAUACGUAAAUACCCAAGUGAAAGUUUGGGAAAUUUUCAUUAUGAAGAUGAUGAAGAAUUUAAUUUUCAGUCAAAUUAUGCAAGAGGAGAUGGUGAUUUCGUUGGGAGUGCACCAGUUGGGAAUGGGAGGUGGUCUACUUUGAAAAGGAAGAAAAUUGAGUUAGAUGCCAGUAAAAAUUUGAAUUAUAUUGAUGGUUCGAAAGGCAAAGAAAUUUCUGAAUCAGAAAUCAUUAAUAAUGAUUAUGGUAAAGAAAAAAAGAAAUAUGAACCUAUUAUGUCCCCUAAUUCUAGUUUACUAACUGCUGCAUUUAGUUUUGAAUUAACUUUGCAAAAUAAUUCUAAGACCAAAUCACCUGAAAAAUCUAAUGAGCAAGCACAAUCAUCCGAAGCAAAUGAUACAGAAACAUCGUCUAUAUCAAAGAACCGUCCAGAUUUGUCAAUUACACUCCCAUCUACUGUUUUUCCGGUUAAUCAGAAUAAUUUUACACCAAAAUCAUCUUCACCUUUAGCUUCUCGCGUUCCAAUUUUCGCUUCAACCGAAAAUAAUGAAGAAAACAUAAUACAAGAUAAUAAUGAUUCCAAAUCAGAUGUUCUUGUCGGUAAAAAAAUUAACAAUUUAUCGAUGACACCUGAAAAUGUGGCCAAUAUUUUAUUAACACCAAUAGUAGAAGAAUCAAAUCCAUUAACGUUAAAAGGAAAACCGUAUUCUUUAAGUACACUCAAGAAUUCUAAUAGUAAUAACAUCAACAAUAAUGAUAUAAGUGUUAUUAAAAAAUCGAGUCAUACUCGUGAACCUUCAAAUUCCCUUCAAAUGUUAUUCGCUGAUAUUCAGAAUAAUAAUGAGAAAAAUUCAAACAAUUCAACUAAUAAAAAUAAUAAUAAUAAUAAUUUAGGAAUAGAUAAUAAUGAAAAUAACCAAACAAUAUUUACAAAUAGCUUUAAUAUAGCAGUAAAGAAAUUUUGGAAUAAUGAAUUUAGUGAAGCGGAAGGAAUUUUUAAUAGGUUUAAAAAUUGUAUACCAAGAUGGAAUGUCACUUACGCUGAGAUGCAAUUGGUCAAACAUUUAAUGAAAGGUCAAUCAUUAGAUAAUGAAAACCCAGAAUUAUCAAAUGCUCUUAUGGAAGCUGAAAAACUGGCCAUAAAAGUUUGUGAAAAUAAGGAUGAUUUUGUAAGAUAUAUAUGGCUUAGAUUAGCGAUAAUAUUUUAAAUUACAUGAAACUAAUUUAAGUUUUAUUUUAUUUUGUAGGAAACAUCAUUCUCACUGUUCAGAACGGAUAUAUGGAAGGCAUAUAUUAGACCAAAUAAUAGUCCAUCAGAAGAUGAAGCAGGAUUCGCGUCAUUACGUGCAAAUUUUCGAUGGGAUUGUGAAUUAGCAAUGGCAGAUAUUCUCCUUUUCCAUGCAAUUUUACAAGUUGUUGGAGGAAGUGAAAUUAAAGGGGCAUUUAACUUACGUAAAGCAUGGAAAACUUAUUCAAAAGUUCGUGACGAAAUUGAUCGAAUUAAACGUGAUGCGGGAAAAAAUGAUCAUAAGCAUGAAUUAAGUAGUUCAAGUAAUAGGUGGAGUCUUGGAAGUGCAAUAUUAGGAAGAGGAAGUAUAAGUAAUAUGGUUGGUUUUGGUGGGAAU